This is a messenger RNA of Alternaria viburni, 1335 nucleotides long. RefSeq lists its product as uncharacterized. The transcript has 2 exons. The record is from RefSeq and is a predicted model, not a curated record. Bases 1 to 1335 code for a protein of 444 amino acids. Lineage: Eukaryota; Fungi; Ascomycota; Dothideomycetes; Pleosporales; Pleosporaceae.
AUGCCGAAGACGCUGUCGGAUCACACGCCCAUCAAGUACGUCGGCCUCACUACACCCACUUCGGCGCGCGCCAAUCCUGCCUUCAAAGAGCGUAACGAAACCGAAAUACCAAGGACAAUCGGAGGGGCGACCGUGGAGUUCGCUAACGGUGCAUCUGUUUUUAAGAUCUCUUUGACUUCGGACUUCUCCGCCGUGCUCGCAUCUGACCUAUCUCCACAUACAUCUGUACAAGAGCUAGUCGACCUCUUGAUCGGCAGAGGCUUUCCCCAGGUAACGCACGAUUGUGUUCGCCUCAAACACAUCCCUGAGAAGCUCCAUAAGGCAGCUCUGAUCAAAGUCCGUGAUCCAGACUUUGCCAACAAGCUUCUCCAGUGUCUUCAGGAUACUCCGGUCCGUCUUCGGGAAAUGGAAGUUCGCGUGUCGAAAAUGCAAAUUGCAGGAGAGACAGUAUCCGGAAUGAAUCGACUUCAGCUCACCAGCGUAACAUGUUCAUGGUUCAAUCCUUCGAAGGUGGCUUAUCUCGAAUAUGACGCGGAUUGGAAAGCGAAGCGGGCGCUCGAACGCAUCGGUCGCCCGGGUUCGAAUGAGUUCCAGGGCCGGAAGCUCGAUGUCACGUAUCAACCAGCUCGGUCCUUGCAAGUAGGCAAUCUAGACCUGGACACGAACGAAGCGGGACUUCGACGAUUCCUUCCUUAUCCACCGCCCACUAAGGUGACUUGGGGACCUCAAUCUCACAAACUCACUGCGAAACAGCUAGAAGAAAGAGCUAUCACGCAACUUCAAUCGCACGGUACUCUCAUCGAAGAGUGUACUGCUUAUCCCCAGAAGGGAGGAAGUAGAACGAAGAUCAUCGCCAAGUUUAGCGAAGCAGAGGCAGCACGAAAUGCGGUCAAGAAGAUGCACGAAACUUGUCUCGAUCCCAGCUCGAAUGAUAAGAUGCAGGUCACUCCUCUGGUAUCCAUCAAAUUGUCGGUCUCCUCUCGAAUCCUAGCAGCCAUUCGAUCACAGCUUGACCCUCUAGUCGACCAUACAUGGCGAACAGAUUACGUGCAGAUCAAGAGCUACAAAACUCUGGGCAAACAAUACACCCAAGUCCGCAUCUUUGGGCAGUCCAGAGAACCAGUUGCUAAGGCCAAGUCGGCCGUGGAGAAGCUCCUUACCGGUCAGAUCGCCACCGACGGACAUGGCCCGAUCACAGACCCGUUCUACUUCAGACCUUCAACAAAGAGCUUUCUGAACGAUCUAGGAGCCUCACAUGGGUUCUUCGAUUAUACGGAGAUCACGAGGGUAUCGAACGAGUCGAAAGCGCUCCGGUGGCUACAUGUGCAGAAUUGA